Molecule: messenger RNA, 1405 nt
Organism: Trichosurus vulpecula (common brushtail)
Lineage: Eukaryota; Metazoa; Chordata; Mammalia; Diprotodontia; Phalangeridae
Gene: QPCTL
Product: glutaminyl-peptide cyclotransferase like
Exons: 7
Coding region: 1-1242 (413 amino acids)
Molecular function (GO): glutaminyl-peptide cyclotransferase activity; zinc ion binding
Source: RefSeq, a predicted model, not a curated record
AUGCGGAAAGGCAGUGGAGGGGGCUCCGGGGGCGGCAAGGGGCGAGCCCGGCGGCGGAGCGGGGAGCGCGGUCCGCCGGAGCCGCCCCAGGCGCCCCAGGCCGGGCCCCUGCUCCGGCGCCGGCUGCUCUGGCCGCCGCUGCCGCUGCUGCUGCUGGCAUUGGCCUUGGGCACCGGGCUCUACGUGGCCUGGGCGCCGGGGGAAGGGGGAGGAGGGGAGAAAAAGGGAGGAGGAGCAGGAGGAGCAGACACUGCCCGGAGGAGGAGCAGCGGCGGCGGCCCCCAGCGACAGUCACAAUCCCGGCUGCCCCGAAGCCUCCCUGAAGCCCACCUUCGGGCACUGUUAGAACAACUGGACCCCCAACGCCUCUGGGGCAAGUACCUUCAGCCCCUACUGGUUGAAAGGACACCGGGCAGUCCUGGGAACUUGAAGGUCCGACAGUUCUUGGAGGAUGAGCUCCGGGCUCUAGGUGCUGGCUGGCAGGUAGAGGUGGACGCCUUCUCAUCCCCAACUCCACUGGGGCCUGUGGCCUUCGCCAACGUGGUGGCCACACUGUCCCCAGAAGCCCCCCGUCGCUUGACCCUGGCCUGCCACUUGGACUCCAAGCUCUUCCCUCCAGGUGCACCCCCUUUCCUGGGUGCCACAGACUCUGCUGUGCCCUGUGCCCUGCUUCUUGAGCUCGUCCGUGCCCUUGACCCUCAGCUCGGCCGUUCUAAGGACCAGGGGGCUCCUGUGACCCUUCAGCUCCUUUUCCUGGAUGGGGAGGAAGCCUUGAAGGAGUGGGGGCCAGAAGACUCUCUUUAUGGGGCCCGGCACUUGGCCCAGCGCAUGGAGCAGACACCCCAUGGCUUUGGCAUCUCAGAGAUUAAGGCAAUUGAAAUGUUUGUCCUCCUGGACCUGCUGGGAGCCCCUGACCCCAUCAUUAAGAGUCACUUCCCCCGUACAGCCCCCUGGUUCCAGCGGCUUAGCUCGAUAGAGAAGCGGCUUCACCGGCUGGGGCUUCUGGCAUCCCAUCCUCGGGAGGUGAUGUAUUUCCAGCCAGGACCGCCCUAUGGGCCCGUGGAUGAUGACCACAUGCCCUUCCUGCGGAGAGGCGUGCCCGUUCUUCACCUUAUCCCCACGCCCUUCCCUGCCGUCUGGCACACCCCAGCUGACACUGAGGCCAACCUGCAUCCGCCCACAGUGCACAACCUUAGUCGCAUCUUUGCCAUCUUCCUAGCUGAGUACCUGGGCCUCCUCUAGCCCCUGGCAGGGCAAGGCCACUUCGGAGCUCCUGCCCCAGCAGGGCCCCCAGAAACACAUGGACUAUCCCUUCCAGACAGCAGGAGGGAGGACCAGCUAGACUGUGACCCUCAGGGAUUGAUUACUCAAACGUGCUACUGUGAGAAAAAUCCUCCUUUUCAUA